Messenger RNA from Schizosaccharomyces osmophilus, 2391 nucleotides. It is a transcript of the gene nup107, whose product is annotated as nucleoporin Nup107. NCBI's taxonomy places the organism in Eukaryota, Fungi, Ascomycota, Schizosaccharomycetes, Schizosaccharomycetales, Schizosaccharomycetaceae. Bases 1 to 2391 code for a protein of 796 amino acids. The record is from RefSeq and is a predicted model, not a curated record. Gene Ontology annotation, molecular function: structural constituent of nuclear pore. Gene Ontology annotation, biological process: protein import into nucleus; regulation of DNA-templated transcription; post-transcriptional tethering of RNA polymerase II gene DNA at nuclear periphery. Gene Ontology annotation, cellular component: nuclear pore; nuclear pore outer ring. The transcript is spliced from 7 exons.
AUGUCUCAACAUGUAUCGAACGAUGUUUCUACGUUUUCUAUCAGUCGUGGAAACAAUGAUUUAAGCCAAUCCAGUUUUCAAGAACUAAUGCAAAUGGACAAAGAUGAUCCAGAGUUGAACGACGAUGUUGUGUUUUUGGGACCAAACGAGGCACCUGUUAUUUUUGAACUUGGAGAUGAAUAUGAGUCGUUUGCAAAUACAUUUUUGGCGAAUAAAGACGAUCUAUUCUCCAGCGAGGGAUUACUGACAAGCUUUUGUAAGCUUUGCGAAGAAAAGUAUUUAAAAGCGUGUAAAGAAGAAGACGAAGAAUUAAUGGAUCAUUGGGGUUUGGAAUUACGCACUUGGGAUUUGAUACAGAGAAUCUAUUUGUUUCGAAGUUCAGCACAAGACGAGUCUAUUUCUUCACAUAUGUUUUCUUCCAUAGCUGUUUUGGAAGAAGAAUUCUACUCCAAACAUCCUGCUGCAUUUGAAAAUCAUUUGGUAUUCAAUUGGUUACGCGAUAGUCCUGUUCAAGAGCCUGACAUCGAAAUCCGAGGUAACCGUUGGUUUUAUACUCGUGAAAAUAUCAAGAAAAAUACCCGGAAACACUCCAAUUUUAUUUUAGAUAAGAAAGAUGAGUCUAACGUCUCAAAUUUGGAUCCAGAUGCAGACAUUCGCGAUGAGCGCCGCCUUGACGAAAAAGACGAUAACUAUGAUCGCCAAUUUAUACGCGCUGCAUUCUCGCUUUAUCGGGCUGGUGAUUUUGAAGGACUUUUGGAUUUGUGUAGGAAAAGUGGAAAUUAUUGGCGUUCCGCUUCUCUGCAAGGUGCGUUUGAAUAUCGUAACAGCGUAAUAGAUGAAGCCCUGCACACCGAAACUUUAGGUAAUAAAAGAAAAGAACUAUGGAGACGUGCAUGUUUUGCUUUAACAAAAAACAAGCGCACCGAUGCUUAUGAGCGUGCUCUGUAUGGCGCACUCUGUGGUGAUUUAAAAUCCGUCUUGAAUGUCUGCACAUCCUGGGAGGAUGCUCUAUGGGCAUACUACAACAGUAUGAAUCAGUAUAACUUGGACGUAUAUCUUUCUGAUAAAAUACCUCAACCAGAUACUCACUUGCCCCCUAUUGAUAGCGGAAUCGGGUUGAGUCCAGAAACUAUAUUUGAAGCUUUGGAUCAAUAUCCUUUAGAAGAAAUCCGGAACUCAGCUGCUCAUCCACUGAGAAGAUUACAAGCUUAUACUAUUUUGAAUCAAGUUGAUAGACUAUUUACACUAGCUCACGAACAGCUAGAGGCUGUACGAGCUGGAAAUACCGAAGGCAUUUUGGAACUUACUAGUCCCUCAAGCCUUCGAAUUAUGGUUCACCAGCUUCUUUUUAUGCAGAUUGCUGGCAUACAUGUUGAUGCUUAUAUUUCGGAUUCUAUAAUCCAAUCGUAUAUUGAGCUGCUAGCCAGUGCAAAGAAGAAUUCCUUGGUUCCCCUGUACAUUCCCUUCCUUUCCGAUCACGUUCAGUAUGAAGCAUACGCUCGCUUUUUGAGCUUUAUAGAAGAUGCAAAUUCACGACUUGAGCAGCUCAAGCUCGCGAAAAAGUUUCAGUUGGAUAUUGAUAGGGCAGCUUUGAUGAGUGUCUCACUUGCUUUUGAUGAAUUUGCCCGUGAUGCUGAACCGUUACUUGAAAUUAAUUUAAAAACACUAGACGACCCGGUACCCUUGGUUUAUACGAAGUUUAUAUCCACUCUAGAAUGGUUAAUAAUAACUUGCCAAUCUGACGAUUUGUUAGUGUACGCAAAUUAUGCCUUCCGGUUUUUCUUAUCUAAGGGAGAACUAAAUUCUGCAUAUUUAUUGUACACCCGUCUUCCAGCCGAAACACUUGAUGUUUUAACCCCAGGUGAAAUACCUGCCGAUAAAAGUUCAAAAGUUCAAACAGCGUAUGAGUUCAUGAGUUAUCGUGCCUUGUGUCGAGCUUUUCAAGUGCAUGAAGAAUGGAAUAAAUUAAUGUAUGAACCAAUUUUGAAUGAUACCUCUACAACAAAAGCCAGUGUUGCUUACAAGGAAUGGAAAAAGUCUCUUACACUUACAUCACACAGAUGUAUAAAGCUGUUUAAUGAGCUUCUUCGAGCGAAUGUCCUUCAUCCAUCAACUAUGGAGUUAAAUGAAGAUGAAGAAAAAGAGCUCUGUAGUAAAUUGUACCGCAUUCGAAAUAUAUAUAUCCCCGAAAUUAUUUUGAAUCUUCACAAUGUUUACUUUCAUAACGAAGAUUAUAAUGGCUGCUUUACUCUUGCGAAUGAGGUAGCAGGAGAGGAUCUUAAGCUCUAUCACUGUCUUCUUGAAAGCGGAAGAAUUGAAGAGUAUGCAGCUGGCUUGGCUAUUGUGGGAGAGUACAGUCUUUCUUCUCCUGAAGGAAUCUUUAGCAUUUAA